Alosa alosa (allis shad) is the source of this 3297-nucleotide messenger RNA. RefSeq names its product cytosolic phospholipase A2 gamma-like. NCBI's taxonomy places the organism in Eukaryota, Metazoa, Chordata, Actinopteri, Clupeiformes, Clupeidae. Gene Ontology annotation, biological process: glycerophospholipid catabolic process. The transcript has 15 exons. Bases 87 to 1988 code for a protein of 633 amino acids. Gene Ontology annotation, molecular function: calcium ion binding; calcium-dependent phospholipid binding. The record is from RefSeq and is a predicted model, not a curated record. Gene Ontology annotation, cellular component: nuclear envelope; cytosol; nucleoplasm.
CAAGAGUUUACACAGCAGCAACACACGUCCCUUUGACUCCCCUUCUAUCACAGACUUUUGGAUUUUGUACAAGCUGGUCUGCAGACAUGUCGGUGGAGAUCAGAGAUGACCUCAGCCCCCCUGAGAUUAAUUUCAUUAAGAAAAGCCAAACAAAAAUACAGGAUGCACUGAAAAUACAUGACAUUUACUGUCCUGAGAACAUGGUUCCUCGUGUGGCACUGUUGGGUUCUGGGGGUGGCCAAAGGGCCUACAUCGGCUUCCUUGGUGUUAUGCGGCAGUUGGGAAAAGAAGAUCUCCUAGGAUGCAUGCAGUAUGUGGCCGGAGUCUCUGGAUCCACAUGGUGCAUGUCCUCAUUGUAUCAAGACCCACAGUGGACACAGCAUGCAGAGGAGGCUGCAAAUGCAGCACUGUUGAGCAUGUCUAACAAGAACAGUGUGUCAUUCCAUGAUGGUGUCCAGUGGUUCAAGCAGAGAUAUGCGGAAGGAGAUUUUUCCCUCUCUGAUGUGUGGGGGGUGUUUACUUGCAGAAUAAAGGGUGUAUCUCUGGAGCAGGAGUGUCGACCUCUAGACCAAGAGGGAAAUGGAGCCCGUCUGUACCCACUCUACAGUGCAAUGGAAAAACAUUGCUUUCACAAGAAACAGCAAAAAGAAAUGUGGUUUGAGUUCAGCCCCCAUGAAGUUGGCUUCCUAGAGCCUGGAGCUUACGUGAAGACAUCAUUGCUGAAGAGGGACUUUGAGGGAGGGAUAAUGCAACCUGGUCAGCCUGUGCAGAGGAAGCCAAUGGACAUGGUUCAACUGCAAGGAAUCUGUGGAUCUGCUUUGGGAGAUUUUGGCCAAAUCAAAAAAUAUAUGAAAGACGCUUUCUGGGACUGGAUCAGCUCAAUUAGUCCUGUGACUGAAAAUGCCACAAAUCCAGGAAAGAUUGACAUUCUCUAUAUACUGGCUGAUUUGAUGAAGAACUAUGCAGACCCAGAGUACAACCUCUCUGAGUUGGAAAGGCUGCAAUGUCUCCUUGGAGAGAGCUGGGAAGAUUUCAGCCCCACACUCAUGCUUGUAGAGCAUCAGAGCUGGGGAGGCAUGACUGACCAAGAGAAAGAGAAACAUGUGGAAAGCAUCCAUGAUGAAUUGAUAGCCUCAGUAGACAAAUGGGGCCACGAUCAUUCUCAAAUCGGAGGCACAGCUGGUGAUGUGUGGUGGGUCAUAAGACAUGUAAUGCCAUUGUUCAUUGGCUGGAAGUUUGGAACCGUGGCUAAUUUCCUCUACAAAUGUCAAGAUGAUGCCAUACCUAAGGACAUGAUUCAAGAGAAACAGAUGCAUCUGAUAGAUGCUGGACUCUACCUAAACUCACCAUAUCCAUCAGCCCUGAGAGCAGCCAGAUGCAUAGAUCUCAUCAUAUCCUUUGAUUUCAGUGAUGGAGACCCCUUUGAGACACUGAGAGUGACCAGUGAUUAUGCAGACAAGAACGGCCAUCCCUUCCCUAAUGUGGACUUUACACGGUUGGACCCUAAACGCCCAAAGUCCUGCUAUGUGUUUGAAGAAAAAGGCAAACCAACUGUGAUCCACAUUCCUGUCUUUAACAUGGACAACUGCAAGGAUGAAGCAGCAAUCGAAAAGGAAAGGAAGGAAUACGCAACCUUCCAGUCAACCUACCGAGACAAAACAAAGAUCAAUCACUUGGCAGAUUUGGCAGCGGAAAAUGUGACGAUGAACCAAGGAAACAUCCUGAGUGAGAUAAAAAAGGCUGUGCAGCGACACAAGCAACGGGACUUGCAGGAGGCUGCGCAGCGCCCAAAGCAAUGGGAAUUGUCAAAUCCGUUUUUGCCCUGUGUUGAAAAAUUCAACAUAUACAUACGGACCAUAGUCAGAGAUUUUUGUUCCUCGUUUUUUGUUUUUCUGUUUUUGAAGGCAAAAAAGGCCAUUAGAUGGCUAUUUUACAGUGUUAGGGGGAAUAGACACACCAAAAAACAACAUAAUUUUUAUCCUAACUAGUGCAGGGGAAGAGGUUUGUGUACUUUUGCAUUAUUUCCUUGCUACUGUAAGUAGCCAGUCAAAUGUUUUACCAAAGGUUUGACCAGUCUACAAAAGUUGAACGGGUUUAUAUAUAUAGGCUUGUUUAAACACAAAAUGUGAUUAGGGUUUGCUAGUAGCCUAGCAUACCUCUGCAAUUGUAGCGUGUUUAUUUCUCACAAGUCUGAGUUUUUUUUUUUGCAAUUCCUCAAAAUUGGGAAAUUUUUUCGCAAUUCUAUUUUUAAACCCUUGCAAAAAAAUUUUUCUCGCGCAAUUCUGAUUUGUUUUCUUUAGUAAUAUGAUGGUGCAGGAAGUUCAGCUCUAAGGGGGCGUUUCCUAAACAUACCCAGCUUACACUUGCCAUUACACCUGGACUGAGGUGUAAUGGCAAGUGUACCCUUCAGCCCCGUUCUGGCCGCCAGGUGAAUAAGGCGAAUUGGCUGUGCAUAAGUAUCGACGAACUUCCACUUUUUUCAGUGGGCAACCCCAUUUCCUGUUUGUUGUCAUUGCUGUCAAAAAGCACCUGAAGAUGAGUGCUUUAGUUGUACCAAAAUGUGUGGUCAGGCACCGAAAUUCCUGCUCUUCUUACUUUGUGCAGCCAAUGUGCACGUACUGUAGGCUGGCGUUUAGGAAAAAGGUGGAGGCUAAAAUUGCUUUUUAUAAUGACUUGAACGGCUGAGCAGAGUGGCACACAACAGUGCUCCUUAGAGCCGCACACGGUUUCAAGACGCUUAAAACACUCGUGUAGGCUUACAUUGUAUUUCUUACGUUUUGGUACAACUAAAGCCCUCAUCUUCAGGUGAUUGUUGUUGGCAGCUAUGUCAACGAACAGGAAACGGGUUUGCCCACCGUAGACAAAAACGGUUAACUAGCUACCUAGCGCAUGGAGCCAAAUGAUCAACUGUGUUGUACAUAUUAUUAUAAAUUAACAUUUAGGUAACAAUACUGUACCGUGAGUUGUACAGAUAUGUUUUACUUCUACUAAAGACAUCCUAUGCACACUUUUUACCUUAAAGUGUAAAGUGCAGGUUAACCACCACAACCAAUUACUGUGUAAAUAAAGUGCUCAAUAUGUAGGCCUAUAUAUUUAAACAUUUUCUGUCUUAAAAUGCAUUAAAAUAACAUGUAUAUUGGUCAGCAUGUUUGUUAACGUGGGUGAUGACAUCAUGUGAGAGAGUAGCAACCCAUAUUUUGCUAGAUUCCUACUGUCUACGGCUAGACUAUGGAGAAUGACGGGGAGACUGAGAAUAUUUAUGAGCCACUGUAUACCAACUCAAAUUUCUGUGUAAUA